This is a messenger RNA of Prosopis cineraria, 1389 nucleotides long. RefSeq lists its product as uncharacterized. The transcript has 3 exons. The coding region runs from base 180 to 1055 and encodes 291 amino acids. NCBI's taxonomy places the organism in Eukaryota, Viridiplantae, Streptophyta, Magnoliopsida, Fabales, Fabaceae. The record is from RefSeq and is a predicted model, not a curated record.
GCCAAUCAAACUCAAAAUAAAGAUGCCUCCGAGAUCGAUAAAAAAUGGCAUCCUCUCAGAUUUUCAGGCGAAAACUGGACCACGAAUUAGCAUAACUCCGCUCUGAUUUUUUUUUUUUUUUUUGGGUUCCCUCGUAAAUUUUGUAUUUGGAUUCUCUGGUACUACUGGAAGCGCCCAAAAUGCACGCCUUUCCACUCUCGUCCGAAUCAUCCUAUUCUUUUCUAUUCUUGCAAGCACCGCCUUCUAGUCCUAUCAAUCAUUCCCUUUUGCUUUCUGACCCCUCUAAGUCGAUUUCUCAGCCCCACCUAUUUGUUUUUGCUUCCUCUUCUCCGAAAUCAUGCUCCUUCAAAUCGAGCCCUUGCUUGUAUUGUAGCUCAAAAUCCCAGUACCCCUUCUUGAGUGAUGACGAAGAAGACAGAGACUAUCUGAAUUUUGUAAAUUAUGCAUCUGGCACUGAUGGGGGUGCUUAUUCUUCUAUCGAUGUAGAUGAAGAGUCAGAAUUUCUUGAUGAGGGUGAGGUGUACAUUGAGGUGAAGAAUUUGGAGAAGAACUCGCGCAGAAUUGAAUCCAGGAUUCCCAUUGACGCACCCCUUGCCACCGUUUGGAAUAUCUUGACUGAUUAUGAAAGGUUGGCGGACUUCAUUCCCGGUCUUGCUGUCAGCGAAUUGCUUGAAAAAGGAGAAAAUUAUGCCCGACUUUUUCAGGUUGGAGAGCAGAACUUGGCAUUUGGAUUAAAAUUUAAUGCUAAAGGAGUUGUAGAUUGUUAUGAGAAGGAAUUGGAGAGUCUUCCUUCUGGUAUGAAGCGUGACAUUGAAUUCAAGAUGACUGAAGGAGAUUUUCAACUCUUUGAAGGAAAAUGGUCUAUUUUACAGUCCAACUCCAACGGUGAAAGUCUAGAAGAAUCGGAAGUCCAAGAAAGCAAGACAACUCUUUCGUAUAUCGUCGAUGUAAAGCCAAAAAUGUGGAUGCCUGUUGGUCUGAUAGAGAGUAGGCUCUGCAAUGAGAUAAAAAAGAACCUUAUAUCCAUCAGGGAUGAAGCUCGAAAAGCUACCUGACUGUGCAAGCAUAUUAACUUGAUUCGCCUUGUUCUCCUUUAUGGAUCAUAGAAACCGACUGGAAGCGUAACAAUUUUCUGAUGAUCAUUGGUGUUAUAAAUGUCAGUUUCAACUUCAUAAAGUUGAUCCCUUGGGCUUAAACAUGUUAUAGCUAGUUUCUCCAAGGUAGGAACUAUGAUUCUGCCGAAUCAAUAUAAGUUGGCCCGCAGGGCAAACAUCAUUGUUCAACUGUUCCUGGACAUUGUCUUGUAAUAGUCAUCAAGGACAUCAACCACCCAGGAAUCGGUUUCCGCAAUUAAAGGCAAAUUACACCGUACAUCGGUUUUUGUGGUUU